Messenger RNA from Anolis carolinensis (green anole), 4083 nucleotides. RefSeq names its product dehydrogenase/reductase 7 (gene dhrs7). The record is from RefSeq and is a predicted model, not a curated record. The transcript is spliced from 7 exons. Gene Ontology annotation, molecular function: oxidoreductase activity. The coding region runs from base 48 to 1052 and encodes 334 amino acids. NCBI's taxonomy places the organism in Eukaryota, Metazoa, Chordata, Lepidosauria, Squamata, Anolidae.
CCCUCUUUUGCAAGGGAAGGGGAAGGAAGAAAAGCCUCGCUUCUGCCAUGGCCUGCCUGCUCUGCUUGGCGCUCGGCUUCCUCGCCUUGGUCUUCAUGUCUCUCCUGGUCAAGCGCUGGAUCCGAGCAGAUGCCGACCUGACCUUGCUGUGGGCCGAAUGGAGGGGCAAGAAGCCCGAGAAGGUGCUUCCUGGGAAGGUGGUUUGGGUGACGGGCGCCUCCAGUGGGAUCGGAGAAGAGCUUUCUUACCAGCUCGCCAAGAUCGGGUCACCGCUCGCCCUCUCGGCAAGAAGGGAGAAUGAACUGGAGCGGGUGAAGAAGAAGUGCCUGGAGAUGAGCAGCCUAAGUGACAAAGAUAUCCUCAUUGUGCCGCUGGAUUUGACAAAUAGGAGCACCCAUGAAUCUGCAACACAAAGUGUUCUGAAGCAUUUUGGAAAGAUUGAUAUCUUAGUGAACAACGGCGGACGUUCCCAGCGCUCCCUCUUUGUGGAUACGAGCAUCGAUGUCUACAACGCUAUAAUGGAACUCAACUACCUGGGCACCAUCUCCCUUACGAAACAUGUCCUGGAUCACAUGAUACAGAGGAAGAAAGGGAAGAUUGUCACUAUGAACAGCGUGAUGGGCAUCAUGGGAGCUCCCUUGGCUACUGGCUAUUGUGCCAGCAAACAUGCUCUGCAGGGUUUCUUUAAUUCUCUUCGGCCCGAGGUUGCAGAGUAUCCUGAAAUAAGUAUAAUUAACCUCUGCCCGGGGCCUGUCCAAUCCCAGAUCAUACAAAAUGUCUUUACUGAAGAGGUCUCAAAGGUGAAUGCUAACAUUGGGGAUCAGUCUCACAAAAUGCCAACUGACCGCUGUGUCCGGCUCGGUCUGGUUAGCAUGGCAAACGAUAUAAAGGAAGCCUGGAUCAGCGACAACCCAUACCUGGCAGUAUGUUACCUCUGGCAGUAUGCUCCUACCUGGGCAUGGUGGCUGUUGAACCGCAUAGGAAAGACGAGGAUAAAGAAUUUCAAGAGUGGAGUGGAUGCUGACGUUUCUUACUACAAAAAGUCUUCCUAAGAAGAUGCGUGUUUUUAACCUUACUUCACAACUAUGCCUGCAAAUGGAAGAAAUCAGAAAGGCUUGAAAUUUGAAAAAUUUCAUUUUUAAAUAGCUACUUUGGUAAAAAUCUAAACUGUAACUCAGAACCUGAGUUAAUUUCUGACAUUAGCCACAAGCAUAGAAAUAUAUUCCUUUUAAUAUGGUGCUAUAUAUUGCUUGUUAUCUUAAUAUUAAGAUGACUAUUCUUUUCCCCAACAUCUUCUUACAAUGCCUUAAAGCCUUUAGACCAGGCACUGGCGAAUUUCGUCCCUCCAGGUGUUUUGGACUUCAACUCCCACAAUGCCUGACAGCCAGUAGGCUGUCAGGCAUUGUGGGAGUUGAAGUCGAAAACACCUGGAGGGACGAAGUUUGCCAUUGCUUGCUUUAGCCUAACUUCCUUUUUUAAAAGUAGAAUCCAUUUAAUUCAAUGGGGCUUGCUUCUGAGUAGACAUGAAUAGAAAGCUGUGUAUUAGACACAUAUUCUAACUAUUUACCUUGCUCUAUCUGGAGCUCUCAGGGCAGUUUUUAUUACUAUUUGUAGAGGACACACACUUACAUCUACUACCUCUAGAAGGAUUAUUCUGUGACACUGUGAGAGUACCAUUAGUGUCUUCUUACCAGCCUCAAGUGGGAACAUUCUCCUAUGUGUUGAUAAGCUAGAGUAAAACUUCCAAACUUUCGUUCUGUGUCAGGGAUCUGAAAUGUAACCCCCAGAUUCCAGCCAUUUCUGAGGCCCAUGGGCACCUACUCAUUAUCAGGUCAAGUUUUUGUAUAUGCAAGUUUUGAGGUGGAGAGGGUCAAUUGUCAUUACAGGAAGCCUCCAAAAGCAGUGAUCUUGCCAGAAAGCAAAUCCCAAAUAUUCAAAGCAUGUAAAAGAAUCUUUGUGACGUCUUUAAGAGAAAGAAGUUGGUAGCCUGAGCUGAGAAGUCUUUCCUCAGAAUGGGGCAAAGAGGGUGAGGGGCUGGGGAGGGUCUUAAACAAGUCUUUCUAUCAGUCUCAAAAGUGCUUUAAGAUCUGCAUAUUCCAAACUAAACCAAAAACGAACUUCCAGCUUUGGGUUUUCCCAAUUUUUCCAGGAUUAGUGCAGUCUUGGUGGGCCCUCAGAGCCCAAAAUUGGAAUGUUGCUUAACCUUUUUCUAUAUGGAAAAUAAUGGAGGGACAAGCGAGCCUAAUACCUCCAUCCCUUCAGCCUGCUCUACCAAGCAGCAGGAAAUUUCUCAAAUCACAGGGUGUGUUAUAUAUCCCAAAUUCGUUUUUCAAACAUUACUUUUAUGCCUCUAAUGAAAAAGUACUUCCCUUUAUUACCCUGUUUCCCUGAAAAUAAGACCUCCCCGAAAAAUAAGACCUAGUAGAAGUUUUGCUGAAUUGCUAAAUAUAAGGCCUCCCCGAAAGUAAGAGCUAGCAAAGUUUUUGUUUGGAAGCAUGCCCAGCGCCUGCCAAACAGAACACCAGAGCAUGCAGGAUUGGUAAAUGUACAUACCAGUUGUACAUGGAAAUAAUGGUAGUAACAAGAAAUUCUUGAUAAGAUUCACAAUUUGUCUGGUUAUGCUGGUUUGUGAUGACAACUACUGUACAGUAUAUAAUAAAUGUUCUUUUUUUUUGUUCAACAAUAAAUGUGAAUUCUUCAUGGAAAAAUAAGACAUCCCCUGAAAAUAAGACCUAGCACAUCUUUGGGAGCAAAAAUUAAUAUAAGACACUGUCUUAUUUUCGGGAAAACACAGUACUUGUAAAUAGGACACCUAGUGAAUAUUAUUUGAUUGGCAUCUGAGUGGAAGAUUGAGAUGGCAAAGUACUGGAAGUUAUAGACAGUUUGAUUAACAAAUUGGUAAUAGUGAAAUGGACUUUCCUAGAAAGGUCUACAGGCUUUCUGCAAAUCCAAGGGAGAAGUUACAAAUGAUAUCUUUUUUCUCUCUGGGGAAAAAUGCAUCCUGUAUAUGGGAAUUGAAAUCCCACUCUGAAUUUUACCUCUAAACAGCACAAUUGUGCAACAAACUUUUCCAUUUGUCAACCUUACUAUACCAGAUAGACUGUUUUUCCCAAACUACUAGUGUCCAGUUUGUGUAUUUACUAAAAAAGCUCUUCGUUUUUUGUAAGCCGUUUGUUAAAGUAUUCCUUUGAUAGCGCAAAAUAAAGUACACAGUGGAACAAGUGAAAAAAGUCUGUUGUAUCAAAACUUUGCAUAUUAUAUACAUUCUGUACCAAUCUGUGGUUUAAAGUAUACAAGCUGUGACCAACAUCCUGGUGCAAGUCACCUGUCAAAAUGCAGUUUUUUUCAGGAUUUUUAAAAAAAUGAAUACAUUAUUGAGCUUAUUGCCUGCAUUACAUCUUCUCCCAGUGUGUAGUGUCUCUGAUUAGUAGCCUUGCAGGAUCUGAAAGUUGUAGUAAUGAAAGAGACGUAUUUGGGGAUUUGUACCAGAACCUGACCUUCAUAGCCAUCAUCUUCCGAUUGAGUGUUUCAACAGCAAGAAGAGAAAGCCCUCAUUUUCCUGCCCAGCAAAUGGCCCAGUAUUAAAGCAAAGGCACAUGGAGAGGUUCAGAGGAAUAAACCGGAUAGCCCAAGGGAGGGUCUGCUGCUUGUAUGGUCAGGUUCCUUAAAAGGACAGGAUGGGCUUGGAUGCUGUAGCGUUCCUCGUCAUCAUUUGUGGCAUAAAGCAGCUCCCAUGAGAGAUUUGCCCACUGUCCUCUGACCGCUUCUCCAUUAAGUUUUCCCACCUGCACCAGGAAAUCCUGGAGGGUAAGGACUCUGCUAGUAUAAACUCCCUGGAAGAUGUAAAACAUACAGAAAAGUCAGCAUGUAUUAGCACUGUGCAGAGCAAUGUUCAAUGAAAUCAUCGGUGCUGUAUUGCCCUUUGAGAAGGAAGCACCAUGAAGCCUCUCUCUGCCUCAAGAGGCCUUACACGAGUCAGCAUUAGGGGCUCUUGUAUCAAAGUUAGAUAACUUUCUUUUGCCUAUCUCCACUUUUAUCUGAGAUUUAUUAUUUGUAACAAUAAAAGUAAACCUUAUGAAAGAA